Pongo pygmaeus (Bornean orangutan) is the source of this 2602-nucleotide messenger RNA. Its product is annotated as adhesion G protein-coupled receptor E2-like. Gene Ontology annotation, biological process: adenylate cyclase-activating G protein-coupled receptor signaling pathway; cell surface receptor signaling pathway. The record is from RefSeq and is a predicted model, not a curated record. Gene Ontology annotation, molecular function: calcium ion binding; G protein-coupled receptor activity. Gene Ontology annotation, cellular component: plasma membrane. Lineage: Eukaryota; Metazoa; Chordata; Mammalia; Primates; Hominidae.
ACAGCUGCCCAGCCUGGGCUGACGGGACAGCCCUGACCGACUCACUCUUUCCCCUGCCGCUCCUGCCGGCAGCUCAGCUCGAACCAUGGGAGGCCGCGUCUUUCUCGCAUUCUGUGUCUGGCUGACGCUGCCGAGAGCUGAAACCCAGGACUCCAGGGGCUGUGCCCGGUGGUGCCCUCAGAACUCCUCGUGUGUCAAUGCCACCGCCUGUCGCUGCAAUCCAGGGUUCAGCUCUUUUUCUGAGAUCAUCACCACCCCCACGGAGACUUGUGACGACAUCAACGAGUGUGCAACACCUUCGAAAGUGUCAUUCGGAAAAUUCUCAGACUGCAGGAACGCAGAGGGGAGCUACCACUGCGUGUGCAGGCCGGGGUAUGAGCUUGCUUCUGGGGCAAAAACAUUCAAGAAUGAGAGCGAGAACACGUGUCAAGAUGUGGACGAAUGUCAGCAGAACCCAAGGCUCUGUAAAAGCUACGGCACCUGUGUCAACAGCCUCGGCAGCUACACGUGCCAGUGCCUACCUGGCUUCAGGCUCAAACCUGAGGACCCGAAGCUCUGCACAGAUGUGAAUGAAUGCACCUCUGGACAAAACCCGUGCCACAGCUCCACCCACUGCCUCAACAACAUGGGCAGCUAUCAGUGCCGCUGCCGCCCGGGCUGGCAACCGAUUCCAGGGUCCCCCAAUGGACCAAACAAUACCAUCUGUGAAGAUGUGGACGAGUGCAGCUCUGGGCAGCAUCAGUGUGACAGCUCCACCGUCUGCUUCAACAUCGUGGGUUCAUACAGCUGCCGCUGCCGCCCAGGCUGGAAGCCCAAACAUGGAAUCCUGAAUAACCAAAAGGACACUGUCUGUGAAGAUAUGACUUUCUCUACCUGGACCCUGCCCCCUGGAGUCCACAGCCAAAGCCUCUCCCGCUUCUUUGAUAAAGUCCAGGAUCUGGGCAGGGACUACAAGCCAGGCUUGGCCAAUAGCUCCAUCCAGAGCAUCUUACAGGAGCUGGAUGAGCUGCUGGAGGCCCCCGGGGACCUGGAGACCCUGCCCCACUUACAGCAGCACUGUGUGGCCAGUCACCUGCUGGAUGGCGUAGAGGAUGUCCUCAGAGGCCUGAGCAAGACCCUUCCCGAUGGGCUCUUGAACUUCAGUUAUCCUGCAGGCACAGAAUUGUCCCUGGAGGUGCAGAAGCAAGUAGACAAGAAUGUCACCUUGAGACAGAAUCAGGCAAUGAUGCAGCUGGACUGGAAUCUGGCACAGAAAUCUGGUGACCCAGGCCCUUCUGUGGUGGGCCUUGUCUCCAUUCCAGGGAUGGGCAAGUUGCUGGCUGAGGCCCCGGUCCUGGAACCUGAGAAGCAGGUGCUUCUGCAUGAGACACACCAGCACUUGCUGCAGGAUGGCUCCACCAUCCUGCUCUCUGAUGUCAUCUCUGUCUUUCUGAGCACCAACGACACCCAAAACCUCAGCUCCUCAGUUACCAUCACCUUCUCCCACUGUUCGGUGAUCCCGAGACCGAAGGUGCUCUGUGUCUUCUGGGAGCAUGGCCAGAAUGGAUGUGGUCAUUGGGCCACCACAGGCUGCAGCACGAUGGGCACCAGAGACAACAGCACCAUCUGCCGUUGCACCCACCUGAGCGGAUUGUCCGACCUGGGCAGCUUUGCCAUCCUCAUGGACCACUACGAUGUGCAGGAGAAGGAUCCCGUGCUGACUGUCAUCACCUGUGUGGGGCUGAGCGUCUCUCUGCUGUGCCUCCUCCUGGCGGCCCUCACCUUCCUCCUAUGCAAAGCCAUCCAGAACACCAGCACCUCACUGCAUCUGCAGCUCUUGCUGUGCCUCUUCCUGGGCCACCUCCUCUUCCUCGUGGGGAUUGAUCAAACUGGACACAAGGUGCUGUGUGCCAUCACCGCCGGUGCCCUGCACUACCUCUACCUGGCCGCCUUCACCUGGAUGCUGCUGGAGGCCCUGCACCUCCUCCUCACUGCACAGAACCUGACGGUGGUCAACUACUCAAGCAUCAACAGAUUCAUGAAGAAGCUCAUGUUCCCUGUGGGCUACAGAGUCCCAGCUGUGAUAGUGGCCAUCUCUGCAGCCUCCAGGCCUCACCUUUAUGGAACACCUUUCCACUGCUGGCUCCAACCAAAAAAGGGAUUUAUAUGGGGUUUCCUUGGACCUGUCUGUGCCAUCUUCUCUGUGAACUUAGUUCUCUUUCUGGUGACUCUCUGGAUUUUGAAAACCAGACUCUCUUCCCUCAAUAGUGAAGUGUCCACCCUCCAGAACACAAGGAUGCUGGCAUUUAAAGCGACAGCUCAGCUGUUCAUCCUGGGCUGCACGUGGUGACUGGGCAUCUUGCAGGUGGGUCCGGCUGCCCGGGUCAUGGCCUACCUCUUCACCAUCAUCAACAGCCUGCAGGGUGUCUUCAUCUUCCUGGUGUACUGCCUCCUCAGCCAGCAGGUCCGGGAACAAUAUGGGAAAUGGUCCAAAGGGAUCAGGAAAUUGAAAACUGAGUCUGAGACGCACACACUCUCCAGCAGCGCUAAGGCUAACACCUCCAAACCCAGCACGGUAAGAUCACGCAUUGCUCCAGAGCACUUCACUAACUGACCCACCUGA